ACCGACUUUGUCGAAUGAUAGAGAAGGAUAGCAAAACCAAAGUUCAUCAAAUACUGUCAUUAUAACGUGACCCUCUCAGACCCUAUGUGCAUAAUUAUGCACAUCAUAUUUCAGGGCCUGUAGUUUAAUUCAGAAAAUAGUUACAUCAUCAGAGACCAAAUGAGCAUGAUUCUGCACUCUAUUUCUGACUGUUUUGAAGCUGGCAGCCCCAUCUGUUGGAUAAUAUUUCAACUACAUCGCAUUGCAGAAGACAUGGCUGCUGCCAAACAAACUGGAGAUGGGAGAAAACUAACAGCUAGUGACAUCGUUGACUGCCUAGAAGAUGGAAAUCUUUCAGACAUAGAAAUCAUCAACAAAGGAGAAUCCGACGAUGAGUUGACUAUUCCUCAAAUUGAUCACCAGGUGAAGCAAAUAGGAGCAGAUGCAGUGAGCCGGAAUGAAGUAAUUACUACUAGUAAUGAUGAUGAUGGUGAGGUAAGUUUGGAAACGAUCGAUAAUGAUGUGACAGAUCAAAAUGUGACUUCCAGUAGCUUCCAAUACAAGGAUACAGUUACUUCGAAAAAAAACAUUCAGUAGUGUAGAAGUAGACACACUUUUACUGAACGUGUUGUGAUAUGGGAGGAAGAAGUUACUGAACCCAAAACAGAUGUUGAAUCUCCAUGAACUUAGUUUAAAAAAUAUAUCGGCGAUGAUCUAUUCAAAUUGAUGUCUGAUUGUACAAACAUUUAUGCCCUUCAGAAAGAUGUAAAUAAUUUCAAAAACACUACACAAGAAGAAAUAGAAGUACUGUUUGCUCUCCACAUCGCAAUUGGAUGUUUGAAAUUCCCACGAGUUCGUCUAUUUUGGGAUACUAUUCUCGGAAUUUCACUUUUUAGAGAUAAUAUGUCACGAGAUAGGUUCUUUCAACUGCGUUCCAACCUCCACCUAGUGAACAAUCUGGAGAGACCAGCUGGUUGCACUAACAAAAUGUUCAAAGUGCAACCAAUUUAUGACUCUAUACAAAAAAGAUGCCAACAAUUGCAAGUGGAGCAACAUAUUUGUACAGAUGAGCAGAUGGUACCCUUCCGUGGACAGCUAUCAAUAAAACAAUAUGUGAAGAAUAAACCAUACCCAUGGGGGAUAAAAAUAUUUCUUCUUUGUGGACGUUCUGGGUUAGUGUAUAGAAUGUUGAUAUACCAGGGUGCAACAACUGGCCUUGAUCCAGACAAUUUGAAAAAUCUAGGACUGGGUGCAUCAGUUGUUCUACAUCUAACAAAAAAUAUUUCCAAGGCUGGUCACAAGUUAUUUUUUGAUAAUUACUUCUCUUCAUAUCAAGUUUUGCAGAUUUUAUUGAAAAAUAAUAUUUAUGCUGCCGGUACUAUAAGAGUCAACAGAUUUUCAAAUCCUUUAUUGUGUGACAAAGAAAUGAAGAGAAAAGAGCGUGGUAGUCAUGAUGAAGUCGUAGAUAGAGAUGAUAAUAUUGUUUUGGUCAAGUGGCUUGAUAACAGAACUGUCAAUCUUGCAUCAAAUUUUGUUGGUGCUGAAGAAAGAGAUACUGUGCGUCAAUGGUCAAAGAUAGAAAGUAAGUACAUUGAAAUUCCAUGACCAAGUAUUGUAAAGCAAUACAACCAUUCUAUGGGGGGUGUAGAUCUUAUUGAUCAACUCAUAAGCCUGUAUAGAGUGUUUAUAAGAUCCAAAAAAUGGACACUCCGAAUGAUAUUCCAUGCUGUAGACCUUGCAUUAGCAAACAGUUGGUUAGAAUAUAAAAAGAACUGUGAAGAACUAUCAAUUCCAAAGAAAGAUGUUAUGGAUCUACUUGCAUUUAGGAUGAGUGUAGCUGGGGAUUUGGUGACAGUAGGUAAAACAAUGCAGAGAAAACGAGGCAGACCAUCCACUGAAGAUAUUGUAAUUCCAUCUACAACAAAGCGAGCAAACUGUGAAGUUCGUCCAUCCAUGGAUGCAGUCACAGAGUCGACCAUAUGCCACAUCUUGAUGGGGAAGUGGAGGGGAAAAGAUGUAAACGUCCAAACUGCGGUAAAAAGACACAUUUUUAUUGCGACAAAUGUGGUGUUCACCUGUGCAUUACUAAAUACAGAAACUGUUUUGUGUAAUUUCACAGAAAAUGAUGCCUAUUCUCAUGUAAACCAUUUUUCAACUAAAUUUAACUAUUUUUCAACUAUUUUUCAACUAAAUUUAACUAUUUUUCAUUCUUCUAUAGUUUUUUUUUUUAAUUUUUGUAAAUAAAUAUUGAUGGAAUAUAAUAAAGUGUUACUUGCUAAAGAUCUUUUCCUGUUACCAUAUGAGUGAUUUUACAGAUUGCGCUUGCCGACCACUGGUGAGAAUUGGGCAUAAUAUACACAACGAAAAUUUGGGUGAAGGGGUCGAUUUUUUUCAAUGAAAUUACAUACUUAUGCUUAUAAGGUCAUAAGGGACAAUAUAAAACACCAAAAUAUUUUUUUUGUUUCCAAUAGAAAAAUCAGGUCUGAAAGGGUAACGUGGACCUCACUAUAAUACCAAUGAAUUAAGUUAAUGAAUGACAGACAAAUCAAAUUGUGAUCCAAUAAUGAAUAGUAAAUAGUAAAUAUUGUAGGAUUUUUGUAAUUUUGUAUGAUAUGUGGAGUCUCAAAUAUUUAAAUAGAAACAUGCAUGGAGUAUAUAUUUUGCAUUAUGAUUAAAAAAUUUAGAACUGUAGCCUAUCGUUUAAGUGAAAAUAACUUUUCUACAGGAUUUCUACAACUAAGUAUAGAUCACAUAUUUUAUUGUAGCUAUCAAAUCAUCUUGUGCUUGUUUUAUGAUAUCAAUCAGAGUUGGUAAUUAAAAUUGUAAUCUUUAAUAUGCUAUUAUACGUUUUAGAUGGCAAGGCUAUCUAUAGUGAGAUUCAUUCAAACUUUAAACUAGUAUUCCUUGAAGGUAAAUCUUGAAGCUAAUCUUUUGGAGAAUCUUGUUUUGUCAUGUGUAUGAGCAGAGUUGGUUUAAAAUGAACAGUAAUUCAGUAUUUGAUUCAAUUUAUGGCUAAUUUGGUUAAAGAAGACUGUCAAUUUCGUGGGACAGUGUUUGGUGCUUUGAUUAGGUCAUCAAAACUUCUGGAUUUAUUGUAGAAAUUUUCUGUUUUGGGAUUCAGAAUAGAUAUUGUAAACCAACAAUUGAAUUACCUAAUGCCAAGAAUCUCAAAGUUAGGGCCAAUCGUUCUUGUGAAGUUAUUGCUUCCCUCAUAAUGGUAUAAUUUGUUUUGAUAACUAGUUUAAUAAGAUUCAGUAUAUCAACAAAAUAAUGUUUUGACAUCCUAAUAAAGUUUGAAUUGGCAAUCUCAUAUCUUAUGUCAUGUAGCAAUUUAUUUCCUUACUUCAAUCUAUCAACCUACAAUCAUUCAACCCACCAACAUGGUUUGUUAAGUUUUAUUUCCGAUUUUAUUAUACUAGUCAUUAAAACUAGCAUAGACUAGCACUAGAUACAUUUUGAAAAUUCUUCAAUGAUGAAAUGAGACCAUUGUUGUCAUGAUCAUGAUGUGGAAAAUUUACAUCUACCAUGUCUUCAUGUCGUCUGCAAAUCAGAUUGCUUUUUGAAUGCCGAGGCAUACGUGGAACGCGUCCACAAGGACUUACAGUGAAUUCCGAGGCAUGUGUAAAUAUGAUUGUUUGCGCGAAUCUGUACGUACGUGUGUACAAGGCUUAAUUGGCACAAAAUACAAUCUAAUCUCACCUUUUCAAGUAUUUAUUUUAUAAUAUAUAUUCAAGUUUAUUUCUUCAUUUUCUAAUUUUAGCUACCUUUUUAUAUAUUUAAUUUAUUUAUUAAUCUUUAACAUUAAUAUAAGCAUCUAUUUCAAUACAAUGUAAUCUUUUAUAAAAAAAUUAAUUUGAUUAAAUCUAUUUCUUUUAAAUAUUUAUAUUGUAAUUAAAUUGUAUUCUAUUUAUCUUACAUUGUAUUAUUUCUUUAUUCACUUUUAUUAUGUCAAUUCAUUUUCUCAAAGUAACCUACAGUCAUUACCAAGGAGUAUAAAGUAUGGUCAUUACUAAGGCACUAUAAAGACUAUUUAUAUUGAGCCCUAGUCAUUACCAUACCAGCCUAACUUUCUAUGCCAUCAUUAUUAUAGCGUGGAAAAAUUCAAAAGUAAUAUUAUUACAAUAUGUUAUAUCAACAUACCAUACUCUCACUCAGCGGACAGGAUUUUUCCUUUGCUGGGUGAUGCCAAUAGUGUAUUUAAAUUGUUUUGUUUUUAUUUUGUUUCCCAUUAUCGAAUUAUCUCUAAGGAAUUAAUAGAAUGAUUUCAUACUAUAUCUAUUAUGAAAUGUUAACAUGUAUUAAUUUUGGCAAUAAACUAUUAUUAUUCAUUUUAUAUUAGAAGCCUCUCGCUGAUGAUGAACAUGCAUGAUGUAAAUGUGUCUGUGCAUAAAUAUAAACAUGCGCAUGUUCUGCCGUUAGUGGCCAGCCUUAGAAUACAGCCCUCACUAUCAAACGGCGGUGGUCUAAUUUUCGCUGUAUUUUGGGUCAAUCUAGUUGAAUUUCAAAUGUCUACGCUUCAUCACGUCAUAUAAUAUAUGGUUUUUUAGUGAUAUUCAUUCCAACUUACCAGUAGAUUCGCUAUAGAAUCAUGUGAAAAAAUAUAUUUUCCCUUUGAAAGGUGAUCUGUGGCUGAUAAAUUCAUAUAUCUGAUAAAUUACACCAACCAGCAUCAUAUUAAACCAAUCAUGCAACUACAGUGAGAUUCAUUUCAACCUGUGAGCAUUAGUUGAAUGGGGGGGGGAUCAUAUUGGUGUUAUUUAUAAGGAAAGCUCACAGUUUUUACUAUAGAUUUUACUUAUAUUUACUUUAUUUUUACAA
Messenger RNA from Nilaparvata lugens (brown planthopper), 4797 nucleotides. RefSeq lists its product as uncharacterized. The transcript has 2 exons. Bases 160 to 576 code for a protein of 138 amino acids. NCBI's taxonomy places the organism in Eukaryota, Metazoa, Arthropoda, Insecta, Hemiptera, Delphacidae. The record is from RefSeq and is a predicted model, not a curated record.